This is a messenger RNA of Limulus polyphemus (Atlantic horseshoe crab), 4785 nucleotides long. RefSeq lists its product as uncharacterized. The record is from RefSeq and is a predicted model, not a curated record. The coding region runs from base 268 to 2307 and encodes 679 amino acids. Gene Ontology annotation, biological process: protein palmitoylation. Gene Ontology annotation, molecular function: palmitoyltransferase activity. Lineage: Eukaryota; Metazoa; Arthropoda; Merostomata; Xiphosura; Limulidae. The transcript has 10 exons.
UUUUAACUGAGGUGGUGUAACAAUCUCAGUAUUUGGAUGUUAGAAGUUUGUAUUUUUAAUUUUUGAGUAGUCUUAGAUAUUUCUAUAUUUGGAUUCAAGCCAAAGACCAACCAAAUGUCAGCUUAAUUGAAUUGGAUGGAUGUAACCAUAAGCUUAAAAAUGAAACAGAAACUUGAAAGUAGAAGUAUUAGCCAAGCCUUAUUUAUAGGCCCAGAUUGACCUUGGAAGUUGUAAAAAACAAAACUAAGACUACCCUAUUCAGAGACAAUGGGAAAGUGCAGUGGAAAAUCUGUAACAAAGUUUUUGCCUGCAUUGUGUGCAUGGACUCUGCUUCUUUCUGCUACAGCUCUCUUCUUUGUUUUUCCCUGCCCCUAUCUAACCAUCAAGUAUCACAUAGCAAUACCAAUUAUCCAAGGAGUGGUUACUUUAUUUGUUUUGGCUAACUUCUCUCUUGCAACAUUCUUGGAUCCAGGAGUCAUUCCUAAAGCUACUCCAGAUGAAGACAAAGAUGAUUUUCGUCAGCCUCUUUAUAAAAAUGUGGAAAUAAAUGGUGUUACAGUUCGGAUGAAAUGGUGUGUGACCUGCCAGUUUUACCGACCACCUCGUUGUUCUCACUGUAGUGUUUGUAAUACAUGUAUAGAGACAUUUGACCACCAUUGCCCAUGGGUGAACAAUUGCAUAGGACGACGCAAUUAUCGCUAUUUCUUCAUGUUCCUUGUUUUCCUCAGUUUCCACAUCAUUUCCAUUUUCACUUUGUCAGCUGUUUUCAUCCUGGAUCAUAAUGACUCACUAAAAUCCACACCUUCCAUUGUUACAUUUGUCAUAAUGGGAAUCAUUAUUCUUGUAUUUAUCCCAAUUCUUGGUUUGACAGGUUUCCACUUUGUCUUAGUAUCUAGAGGAAGGACCACAAAUGAACAGGUCACAGGAAAAUUUCGAGGAGGCUACAACCCAUUUUCUAAAGGAUGCUACAAGAAUGUAUGCUUCACUCUUUGUGGACCACAAUAUCCUAGGAACUUUCAAAGUACUUAUUUCAAGAAGUUGAACAGAGUAAUCAGACUGCACUUAGAUUCAGUGAAAAUGUUUAUGCAGACAACAGGAUGUGGACUUUAUCGCCUUAAAUACAAGAAGCAGAAGUUAAGACAACCUUGUACAUUAGCUGGACAAACACCUUCAGUAUCAGCCCAGAUGACAGACAACCAAGUGAGGAUUUACAUGGAUAGUAACACUGGUGUUCAGACCUACUCAAAUGUUAAUAACUAUAACCAGCUUUGUCCUGGUUUUGCUGAAAUUCCAGAUAUAGACCUUUCAAUUGAUGCCACCCAGAGUCAGUCUCGAGACUGUGAACCCUCACCUCCACUACCUUGUCAGGAAUCCACUGCAAGUUACUUCAGGAACCAACCACGAGAUUGUGAAUGUAUUUCUCCACCAUCCCAUCAAAAUUCCACUACUAAGUACAUAAGAAGUCAAUCUGAAGAUGUUACAUCUCCUUCACUGUCCCUUCAAAGAUCUAAUAUGAGCCACAAAAGUCAGUUUCAAGGUUGCGAAUCAUCAUCUCUUCAACUUAAACAGGUCUCAGAUACAACUUGUUUGACAAAGACACCUGUAAGCAACAAUUGUCACCAGUUUCUAGAUAGAAAUUUUCAAUCUCCUAGGUCCAGCAGGACCCAGAUCAGGCAGACUCCUCCUCGUAGUCAAACUAGUCCUUCAGUGGGAUAUCCAAAUAUUCUCAACCAAGCUUCUAGUCUUAAUUCUUAUCGUGGAGCUUUUGCCUCAGGAAACUUCAAAACUAAACGUAAAUUUGUAUCUGAAAGUGAGCUGAUACAAGUGUUGGGAAACCACUGGGAAAGCAGUUUCCACAAUUUAACCAAUCAGUCAAUCCUGACAAAUCUUUUGACAGAGAAUGUCCACAGAAUCUAUUAUCAUUCCAGGCAGGAGAACCAUUCAGAACUCAUUUUCAGUCACGUGGGAAAAAAACAACAUUUAUAUCCUGAGAAAAACAACAGCCCAAGAAAUGGGCAUCUUGAGAGCAACUUUCCGCACUCCAAGUGUACUAGUAGCCACAGUUCAGAUGUUGAUCAUAAUAGUCUUAACUCCUCCGACCAAAACAGGCAUCCUUCAGUAGACCUGAACAGACCAGUGUCUUUUAUUAAAGCUCUAGAAUUUUCUGAAACACAGGAAGGAGGAAGAGGACAAGGCACUCCACGUUUGGAACAGCGGCACCCUUUAAACAAUCAUCAAGAAUUUCCUCAGUCAGCUGCUUCUGAACGGAACACUUUUUAUGAAAUGAACUAUGAGAUCUCUGUUUAGAACCUUACUAUCUUAUUCUUCCUUUCUAGCCAGCUGUGAUACUUGUUGAGAUCCCUCUAUAUAAGUAGAUCUAAUUAAACAGAUACAGUACCUACUACACAUUUGAUACUAUAAUUAUGUACUUCUACUGCACUUAGCUUGAACAUGUUAUCUACAGAGUAACUAUGUUUUUCAAUGCAGUUUAUUAUUUUUCUCUUGCAUAUUUAAUCCCACAACAAACGUAAUAUUUAAUAAAGGCUUGUAUUUUUCAUAUAACCAUGUUAUUGACAAGUAUUUUAACUUGUAGUGCAUAUGUGAAUUUUUAUAGCCAAAAUAUGAUAAGUAACUGAAAGCACUAGAGAAGAUGUUAAAAGUGAAACAAGUUUGAAAAUUGAUGCUGCUCAUCUGUAAAAGUUUUAGCUCUCCUGCCUGCAUACUUGCCAUUGCUGUACUUUUCAGAAAAAAAACAGUUUGCUUUUUUUUGGUUUACACCAAAGUAUUUUGUUUAGCAUAGAUAGCAGACUACUUCAAUAGAUUAUGUCUGAUUCAACAUUCUAAAAUAAUUUAUCCUUACUGUUGCAGUACAGAUUAUGCGUAUGCUGUGGAUCAUGUAUUCUUGUCAUUUUAGUUGAUAUGUGAUUCUCACAAAUUGAUCUGAGCUGACAGUAUGUUUUUUGUAGCAGGUUUAAUUUCUAUAUAUUAAAGCUGUAUUUACCAGGUUCUCACUUGAACAGCCUAAUAUUUUUUAUGUUUAUGAAAUGUGUUCUGUAUAGUAGGUGUUAAUAAUAUAUAUAUAUAGUAACUUUUACUUGAACAUUCCAAAUAUAUCUGACAUCAACAUGCAAGUUUUAUGUAGCCAGUAUUAUUAUUACAUUCAUCAAUGUGGUCCAGCAAGUUACAUUUUUGUUUCAAUCUGUAACUGGGCAUCUAAUGUUUAGUUUUAUCAUUUUAUACAGUGUAUAUUUUGUUUUAUUGUUUAGUUCUAUUUUCCUUCUGGUUUAUUCUAGCCAUAAAGGGUUAACUGAAGAGCACAGAGUUUUCAUUGCUAGUCAUAACAUCUCACAUUUAAUGUUUGUGAUUAUAUAUUCAGCUAAUUCAGGAUUUAAUGUAUAGUGUGAAAUAGGCAAGUUAUUGGUUGGAUUGAAACAUAAAGGCUUCUUGGUGUUAAGUUUAAAAUAUUAAUUAGUAAGAAUGCAUGAGUGUAAGGCUAUUUCCAGUUAUAUAUAUCAUGCUUGGCAUGAUAUUUUGUGGCUAGCAUAGCCUUUUAAUGCCUAUAACAGUUCUAGUCUAGUGCUUUGUAUGACAUAUAUAAUAGUACCAUUAUAGGUGUGGACUAGUACAUUAUCUAGAUAUCUUAAUUGUCAUAGUAUAUUAUAUGGAAUACAUUAUAACAAAUUUCAUAUUAUGCUAUGUAUCAGACGUUUAAGUAACAUCACAGAUUUAGAUUUUUAUGCCAUGGUGUAAUGUGUAAAGAGAUGUUACCUCAAAGUUCUUGAUGUUGUAAUAUUUAUAAUUAUAGGAAAAACUGUUCUGGCCCAUUACAAAUUUCAGUGUUUUUGUUUUUUAUAGUAAGCUUGGACCAUUGAUAUGUAAGUCACAGUGUUACAUUUUCCACAGUUGGUAUCUUUUAACAAUUAAAAAUAUUUCUUACAUAAUCAAAGGAUAUUUUGUACAUAACUGGUGCUGCACAACAUGUGUUGCAUUAACCAGUAAACAAGUAAGGAUGUUGUGGUAUUUACUACAUAAUAGAUAAUAAAUAUUUAACUCGCAAAAUCAUAGGGUCAACUUCAUUUCUCUCAGUUUUAUAAUCAAAACUUUUACUUGUACAGAUCCACCUAAAAUGUCCUUAUACAUUUAUUCAUCUAAAUAUUUAGUGUAAAGCUCAGUGAUUUAACAAUGAUUUUAUUUAAUUGGUGUAUCAGUUUGUUAAAUUAUUCUUAAAUAUUGUUGUGAUAUUGCUUAGAAACAUGUUAAUAGAGUGUUGAUAAUCCAGCCAAUUGUCAGAAAAGCCAAAGGUGUGUUAGACUACUUAAAAUUGACCAAAUUUCCUCCAGACACUAUAGUGUACCUGAUGUUAAUUUACUUCAGGUGGAGAUAGAUAUCAGUUUAUUUCCAUCUCAAAAAUCCUUACAAAAGCUUUUGAUGAAGUUUAUUAACUUAUUUGACAAAGUCAGUUUUAGAAGUGGCGAUAUUAUUUGAUUAUAUAUGUACCUUUAUAACAAGUGCUAAAAUAAUUGGAAUGAAAAAAUAGCUAAUAGACAAAAUCUAUUAUGAAAAGAUUUACUUAGUACUCAACACAGUACAAUUUAGUGCCAAGAGUCAAACUCAUAAUAGUAUUGAUAAUGUGUAGUUAGAAGUGAAAGGUGUAUGUCCUGUUAUAUGAUUGUCACCAAUAUAUGUAUGUUUAUGAGGAGUGUAUUGGUUUGUUUAUUGCCUGAGUCACCCUGUAUGUUGUUAAUUCUGUAUACGUGUUAUGUAAAUAAAAUAAUUUUGAUGCAA